AACAAACGCGCUCCAAUGGACAAAAAGUGCGGGAAACCGGGACUGUUCAAAGUGUACGCUUUGUCUGUCGUCUCUCCCAUUUAUUUUUUGGUUUUCGCGAAUAAUUUCGCUGAAAUUAUUAUUUAUUCCUGAUAAAAAUGAGUUCCCGGGUGACUAGAUCCAGGUCCCAGACUCCGCAGACUGCUGUAACCGACUUUUUCAAGACCACCAGAAAACCGAGAGCAAGAGGAGAAAAGAAGAUUAUCGAUGAAAGCAUCACAAAGACCACUACAAUUAAAGAAGUACAAAUUCCUGCUGCUCCAAUCGUCGAGAAUAAAUCCUCCCGAACUCGCGCUCGGACUCCAUCCCGUCAAGCGGAAUUAUCGAGUUCCGGAACUCCGCCAAAAAAAGCUAGAGAAGCUGAAGCAGAAGCCCCUGAGCUUCCCAAAAUCCAUGAAGAUAUUAUUCUGGAAAAUCCGGCUCCUCAGAAGUCAGCGAUCGAUAAGCUAAUGGAAGCAUCCGGCCCAGCGAAAAAGAAGGCUGGAAUUCGAACUGUUGCAGAUUUACAAGCAAGAAUAGCUGCAAAAGGAGCAGCUAAAGCGAUUCAUGAGCAAAAUUUGAAGAACAAAACGAAGCAGGUCGAUGAUCACGUGGAAUUGCUGAAAUCUCCGAAGAAACCAGUUAUUGUUGAGCAUCACAAAUCACCUCAGAAAUCCAAGGCCGCUCGUAAUCUGUUCUCACCGAAGAAGCCAGUUCCAGACUAUAUUAUUCCCGGCUUUAAUGUCCUGAAAUCGGCCGAAAAAGUUCGCGGAGAGCAGGAUGAUGCUCACGAAGAAGAGGGAAAACGAAUGACUGCAGAGUUUCUGAAGAGCUCACGGCUUAUUGAUGAAGUUAAGGAGAGUGCACGUCAACGGAUUGAACUUCCAACUGCGUAUGAACAUCUCGCUGAUACUUUCAAACGAAUCGAUCAGAUCACUGCGAUCUUUAUCGGUCAGAAUCGAAGCUGUGUGGUUCCUGAGUUGAUCAAGAAUGUUAAGAAUACGUCUGGAAAGGAUUUUUCCAAUGAACAUUUGUCACAAAUUCUUCAUGUAUAUCCUCAAUCAUAUCAUAUUGAGAUGCGUGAACAGCGAAAAGCAUUCGGCCAGGGCGGGAAGUAUGAACUUGAGGUUCGACCGAAUCUCGUGGAAGAUCUACGAGGCUACAUUUACGAAAAAUCCCCCACCGACGGCGACACCGAAGAUCUUCCACUAGUCUGCCCAUCAAAGCUGCUCUCCCCAAAGAAAAGCCCCAGAAAACAAGUUCAACCGGCUCUCCGAAAGCCAGAAGUCGACGGGAGGAUUCGCCUGGACGCUGCUCGUCAAAGAGACCGAGCUCAUGUUUUCCGUUAUAAGUUGGCCUCGAUUGUCACGAAAUGUCAUACGGAAUUUUUGGAAUCUCAAGGAUUAUGUGCUUCUUCGAAUAUUAAGAGAAUGCAUCCAUUAUUCCGACUUGACAAGCAUUGUCCAUCACUGCCGCAGGUGAAACUUCCAGAACCUCCUCUACAGAAAUCAUCGAUUCAUAUUGGAAUGAAAGAAGCUUUAGAUAAAUAUAUGGAUCAAGUAUCUCUACCAUCAUUUGUUCAAAAAGCUUAUCAAGACUUAAAAUCUCCACUGAAAUCAACUACAGGAGCAUCUGGAACAGUUCCAAUCUCGCCGAAAAAGUUCUCCGAGAUGCAAAAAGAGCAGAAGAGCCAGGGAGCAAUGUCACUUUUAGAGCGUAUUCGUGCGAAGGAAGCAAUCAAAAAGGCGGCUGAAGCUUGUAUUGAUAAGGAUCUUGAGAGAAGAAAGCAACGUCUAACACUGCUCCGUGACCGAUAUGUUCGAAUUGUGUGCAAUCAUUAUACGGCGAAACGGGCUCAGACGAUGGAAAUUGAUGUGAUUUGCAAAUUUGUGCAGUUCAGCUCGUCCAACUCGUCUUCGAUUCCUGAUAUUAUGGAUCAUUUGAGAUUGUUGUGUGAGGUCGCACCGAUGUACAUCUCUGAAGCUAGUUUAAUGAACAAAAAAUACUUCCGAUUCACCGACAACAACAUUGAAGCAAUCAACGAGUUGCUCGAUGAAGAGCUCCAAAUUACUCAGAAAAAGAUUGAUGAGCAACGAAACACCCAAAUUGCACAAAUGAGCCACCACCACACACCACGGCCAUCCAAAGCAGCAAGAUCUCUCAAAUUUCAUUAAAAACUAAUUUCUAAGCCAUUUGUAACUAAUUUUCUCACUUUUCUCUCAUAACAUUCCUGCAAUUUUUAAUUUUUUUCCAAAGAAUUUCCAGAAAUUUCAAAGAUUUUUGAGCAUUUUUCGAUUUUUUCACGAAUUUUCCGGAAAAAAAUCGGAAAUUUUUCAAUACAAUUCUCCAAAAAAUUCCCGAAAAAUCACAAAAUUUCCACUAUAACUUCUCGAAAAUCUUUGUAAUUCCUGAACAUUUUCAAAGAAUUUCUAAAAAUUCUCAAUUUUCCAGAAUUUCUUUGAAAAUUCCUGAAAAAAUCGGAACUUUUCCAAAAAAUCCGUCACUUGUAACUAUUUUUCUUCUCGUUUUUUCUCUCAUGCUCUGUACCAUUUUCCAAUUUUUUUUCACUUUUUUCCAAGUUAUCACUCUUGCAAUUUCAAAUUUAAAAUUUCAAAUAAAUCAAAACGUUAUUU
Molecule: messenger RNA, 2651 nt
Organism: Caenorhabditis elegans
Lineage: Eukaryota; Metazoa; Nematoda; Chromadorea; Rhabditida; Rhabditidae
Gene: cdt-1
Product: CDT1 Geminin-binding domain-containing protein
Exons: 4
Coding region: 138-2192 (684 amino acids)
Biological process (GO): DNA replication preinitiation complex assembly; regulation of DNA-templated DNA replication initiation
Molecular function (GO): DNA binding
Source: RefSeq, marked reviewed